GCAUAGAGCCUGCUGUUGAGCGGGGAUAUGCGCUAUACAAAUGCUAUUUAUUAUUAUUAUUAAUGAGACCUAAAUGAAUGGUAGCCGAGUUAAAUUUCAUACUCUUCGGGUCAAAUUAUUGCUCGACGUGCACGAUUAAACCCGAAUUUGGCAUUAUCUUAUCGGGAAUUCGUCGACUCUUCUCCUGUGUGUGUGAACACCGCAUUAGACUAUGGCAAUUACUUCCAGUGAGUAGCAAUUACUUUUAUGGAGUCCGACUCUUGGACUUCUACAUGAUAUCUCCCGGUGAAUAGUAAUUACACAGCCAGUAGAAAUCACUCGGCGAGUGACAAUUAUCUGUGGAGACAAGCAAUUCGUUUCAAUGGGUCCAAUAUCUGGCUAGUUAGUUGUUACCUGGUGUGCUCUGAACAUUUUCAGGAUUCAGGAUAACCUCAAUUUCGGAACAAUAAAUAAAGUAAUUGGCAACCUUUGGUUUACCUAAACAGGAGUCGGAACUUUCCAUCUGUAGCCCUAGUCGCAGGAAUCGGUUCAGGAAUCGAUUCUUUGCCCAGCUCUACCUGAGACCUGCAAGCUCGCUGCAUAUUUGGCAUUCAAAACGCAAAUCAUUUACCGACCUUCGGUGUGCGAGUGCGGACGCUGUGCAUCAUCCUGUUUGUUUCCCCCGGUGUUGUAAAACGUUUGACUUUGUUUGGUUGAAGAAGUGCAACAGUCGUCGACGCGACAAGGAACAACUUGGUUGCUUCCAUACGCUUUUACCUCAAACAUGGAAGACUGCAUACCCGGCGUUUGGGUUCUCGCAGCUACUGUUGCAGUGCUGUUUGUUCUUUACCUCGUUUCUAAACUGUCCGGCUUCGGAAGAGGUACCCCGCCGCCGGGACCUCGGGGCUGGACGGGUUUCAAGGAGAUCAUGAAAGCCACCCUCGACGAUAGACUCUAUGAAGCGGCCUGGACAUGGGCGGAGAAGUACGGGGACAUGACGUACUACAACGUCCUAGGUCAGAAGGUCUGCGUGCUCAACUCGGCGGAGAUUAAUCGGAGGCUGUGCCGGUCAGAGGAGUACAAAAUGCUCACGUGUGACCGAAUGCCCAACGUGGUGUCGGAGCUGGCGUGGUACAACGGGAAAGAGCUCUUUUUCACGCCUUACGACUCCACUAUGAAACAGAAAAGAAUCCUGUUCUUCAAACUAAUGGGACUCUACGGCGAGGGUGUGGACAAAUUCGAAAAUGUCGUGGGGAAAGAGCUGAAUCGUUUACUAGGUGAGCUCGAUAAAGCCAAAGGACAGGACGUACCUAUUCAUCAAAUGUUGGCACGAUCCCUCAAGGUCAUUUUGUUCCUUCUGGUAAACGGUGACAUGAACGUGGAGAAGGUGAGCUACGAAGUGGUGGACAUCCUAGAGCGCUAUGACAACGCCCUUAACGAGAUGCUGGACGUGCAGACCUUGACAGCGCUCACCAACUUCCCCAUACUGCGAAGGUUCGGGAAGUUUAAGAAACUUUGUGACGAGGUGCGGGCAAGCAAGGUGGAAGCAGAAAAAGUUCUCUUUGACGACAUUAAGGAGACCUACGUUCCCGGAAGGAUCCGGGGCUUCGCGGACGCCUUGUUGGACUUCCAGAGCCAGCCUGACCAUGAAUGGCUGGACGAUGAGCAGAUCCGGGGAAUCCUGGCCAUGACGUUCUUCGCUGGUACGUGUCGCAAUUGGCGCUGGGCAACAUGAGAGUAGCACGUGACGACAUCCACAUUGACGGAUAUGUCAUCCCGAAGGGCACACAGUUCCCAGUGAACACAUGGUUCUUCCACCGAGACCCCAAGAUCUGGGACGACCCGUGGACGUUCCAGCCUGAGAGAUUUCUCGAUGCUAAAGGCAUAAUCCUGCCAGCCACUCACCCCGUGCGCAAACAGCUUCAGUCUUUCGGAAUUGGAGUCCGCAUGUGUCCUGGUGAGAAUUUCGCCCGCUCCCGUAUCUUCCUGUUUGUGGUGUCGAUCCUGCAGAAGUAUGAUGUGCUCCCGCCGAAGAACGAGCCCCUGGUGUCAUGUGACCCCAGGCUGAACCUCAAGGGCGUCAUCCGACAGGCCCCGCCCUACAAGUGCACUCUGAGAGACAGAAUCAGAGAACAAAGCAGUGAAUAAACUGGAGUUCUUUUGAA
Messenger RNA from Aplysia californica (California sea hare), 2144 nucleotides. Its product is annotated as farnesoate epoxidase. Gene Ontology annotation, molecular function: heme binding; monooxygenase activity; oxidoreductase activity, acting on paired donors, with incorporation or reduction of molecular oxygen. NCBI's taxonomy places the organism in Eukaryota, Metazoa, Mollusca, Gastropoda, Aplysiida, Aplysiidae. The record is from RefSeq and is a predicted model, not a curated record.